UAGAUUAGCUGCUAAGUGCUUUAGCUGGCAGUUGGUCUUUGCCUGAUUUCUUUUAAUGUCAAUAAAACAUUGAUUAGUUUCAUUUUAAUGACAUUAUUGUUUUUUUUGUUUUUGUUCUUACACAUGGGGUGCCAUCAGUAGGAUCUGGACUGGUGAUGUGAAAUAAUCCAUUUCAUUUGUAAAUAUCAUUCAGCUUUUUGAACUCGAUCGGAUAUGUCAACAAAAGCAAAUCUAGCCAUGAAUUUGACUCUAUUGUUCAUUCUUUUUGUAUCUUCAUUUAAUGAUUAUUUAGUCUCUUCAUUUACGUCUUCUUCGGUUCCAGCUAGCCAACGCAUAGAAUGGAGGAAACGAACAGACGUUGAUGGUGAGCUAAAUUCAUCGCCCACCAUCUGGCUGCACAAAUGUCGAACGAUGGAAACUCUGGUCGAGAUGAGCAAAGAUGAACUCGGUACGAAUGGUGAAUUGAUACGUCGAUGUCAUGGUCAAGCGCUGGUUAGCAAAUGUGAAGGGGCAUGCAUUUCUAAUCUACGGCCAUCGAUCCAAACGCCAACAGGGCUGCUUAAGGUAUUGUCAUUGAAGGAAUGCAAUUGCUGCCGUGAAACAUCGAUGCAUAGCAAACGUAUAGUAUUGGAUAAUUGUUUCGAUCUAGAUGACAAUGCAUUGGAAGAUGAAAAGAUGAUCAUUACCGUUAAUGAACCCCGCAAUUGUGCUUGUUUCAAAUGUGCCAAUCGAAAAUGAAACAUGCAGAAACCAGAUUUGUUUCCACACCAUUCAUCUACAAUUAAAAUGAAUUAUUAUUAAUCUGUUCAUUUUGCAAUUCAAAUGAU
Molecule: messenger RNA, 827 nt
Organism: Dermatophagoides farinae (American house dust mite)
Lineage: Eukaryota; Metazoa; Arthropoda; Arachnida; Sarcoptiformes; Pyroglyphidae
Source: RefSeq, a predicted model, not a curated record